This is a messenger RNA of Alternaria incomplexa, 970 nucleotides long. RefSeq lists its product as uncharacterized. The record is from RefSeq and is a predicted model, not a curated record. The transcript has a single exon. The annotation marks the transcript as partial. NCBI's taxonomy places the organism in Eukaryota, Fungi, Ascomycota, Dothideomycetes, Pleosporales, Pleosporaceae.
AUGGUGAAGUUUGUGUGCUACUUACUGCGCAUACUUGCCGACGAAGAGCGCAGGAUUGCCCAGUUCCGACAGGGUAGUGUAGAUGACAGCGAUGCGGCAGAGCAUAGUGAUACUACUUCUUCUGGAUCUGGCAGAUCUGGAAGUGAAGCCGACAGCGACAGCCGCCCGCGCCAUCCAACGUGCGGGAAAAAGGAACCCGACUUCAUGAAGGAUGCCCGCGAGCUCUUCUGCUGGCAAGGAGAGCAGAAAGGGCUGGCGAUUACGUUGUGGGACAUGUUAGAUGGGGCCGACACGGAGGCUCAGGUGGAUGCAUUGCUCAACGUGCUUGCAUCGUUUAUCUUUCAGUCUGUCAGCAACGACUUAUUCCGCAGCGGAUUGCUACAUUUUCUCGCUGUGCUAGGCAUUGAUGGCGAGAUGGAUCGUCUGCGCACAGCGAAACACUAUUCGUACAUGCUUGCUGGCAUGGUGUACUGCGUCCGUGUGCUUGCGGUGGAAAAGCUACUUCCCGCAGCAGAGCGUGACGAGCAGACCGACAAGGACCGCGAUCGUUUCCUCGCAGAGAGACAAAAGUUUCUCGCGGAUGGAUCCUUUAGUCCGAUGAGCGAAAUGAUUAGUUUACUCGCAUACAGCAAAUCGGUUGCGUUAGCCGCUGGUAACUCGGGCAAUGCGUACUGGUCUAAGGAUAAGAAGAUCUUUUAUCUGAACGGUCGCCCCAUCUAUAUCAGCCGCUUCUGUCAGAUGGCUCAAGAUGUAGUAGCCGAGGCGGAGCGUAUGCUUUGGCAGGAGCUUCUCUGGGUGGCUCAGCCGAGCGAGCGCUUUGAGAUUUCGCUUGAUCAGAUUACGGACGACGUUACCUUUACACGACGUGGCGAGUCUUUUGUUACUCGUCGCGACAACAGACUCCACGAUGGGCUCAAGUGGAUGCUGACUUGGGCACGACAGAGAGAACCAGGUCAGAGGAUGCAGUCUA